This is a messenger RNA of Perognathus longimembris pacificus (Pacific pocket mouse), 1007 nucleotides long. RefSeq names its product transmembrane protein 41A (gene Tmem41a). Lineage: Eukaryota; Metazoa; Chordata; Mammalia; Rodentia; Heteromyidae. The record is from RefSeq and is a predicted model, not a curated record. Bases 85 to 876 code for a protein of 263 amino acids. The transcript has 5 exons.
GCUCCGCUUGCUCAGGCAGCGCGCCCGGAGUUUUCAGCGCUGCACGAGCACCGCUGUGGCCGGGGUCCGAGAGGCGCCGCCGUCAUGCGGCCGCUGCUCGGUCUCCUCCUGGUCUUCUGCGUCUGCACCUUUGCCCUGUAUUUGCUCUCGACGCGACUGCCCCGCGGGCCAAGACCGGGUUCUCCCGAAGAGCCCGAAGGCCGGUUGCUGUGGUUCCCCUCAGACCUAGCAGAACUUCGGGAGCUCUCCGAGGUCCUUCAGGAGUACCAGAAAGAACACCAGGCCUAUGUGUUCCUGCUCUUCUGCAGUGCCUACCUCUAUAAACAGGGCUUUGCCAUCCCUGGUUCCAGCUUCCUGAAUGUUUUGGCUGGUGCCUUGUUCGGGCCAUGGCUGGGGCUUCCGCUUUGCUGUGUGCUGACCUCCGUGGGUGCCACCAUCUGCUACCUGCUCUCCAGUAGAUUUGGCAAACAGCUGGUGGUCUCCUACUUUCCUGAUAAAGUGGCUUUGCUGCAGAGGAAGGUGGAAGAGAACAGAAACAGCUUGUUCUUCUUUUUACUGUUUUUGAGACUUUUCCCCAUGACACCAAACUGGUUCUUGAACCUCUCAGCGCCAAUUCUGAACAUUCCCAUUGUGCAGUUCUUCUUCUCAGUUCUUAUUGGUUUGAUCCCAUACAAUUUCAUCUGUGUGCAGACAGGCUCCAUCCUGUCAACCUUGACCUCGCUGGAGGCUCUGUUCUCUUGGGACACUCUCUUUAAGCUGCUGGCCAUUGCGCUGGUGGCCUUGGUUCCUGGAACUCUCAUUAAAAAAUUUAGCCAGGAACACCUGCAGUUGAAUAAAAGAAGCAACACUAACCGUAUUAGUAGAAAAGACACAUGAUCAGGUUUUCUGCGUGCCACAGCCCUGGACUCAACGGCUGAUCUGUGUGAUGGGCAUUUUCCUUUAAAAACCCUCACUGUUUUUCAGGUAGCCUCAACAGGUGAGUGAUAUGUGUGCUGUCUUGCCAAAGG